AAUUUGCCUCACAACCAUUUUCAUGUUUUUUUGUGUGUGUAAUUAUCGCGACAUAACCUCACUUCACGUCCAUCCUAAUCGUUUUGUGUCAUGAGCAUAAUCACCCUAUUUUAUGGUCAAUGUGGCAGCCAAAUUAGCGAAGCUUUCUAUAACAACCUGCACACGGAAAUUUGCGACUCAAAGAAAGACGAUUAUUACUCCCAGUCAGUGGACAGCUGGUUCCAUGUAACUAAGAGCAAUAAGUUGGUUCCUCGGUCGCUUUUAAUCGACACUGAACGCAAAACUAAGCCCCGGAAUGUCCGGUAUCAGCUCAAAAAUGUCGUGUCGAAGUCGUGUGGGGGCUCGGCUAACAACUGGGCGUUUGGAUAUUGCGAACAAAGCAAAUUGUUGACGGGUGAAGUGGAAGAACAAGUGAGGAAAGAGUUGGAACGAAGCAACCAGCAAGUUAGGUUUUUAAAUAUAUUUAGUUUGUCGGGGGGGACAGGUGCCGGGGUUGGUAGUGCCAUAAACGAAUUUUUAAAAAAUGAAUUCCCUAACAAAAUAAUAAAUGGGGUUGUUUUACCAUACAGUAGUGGCGAACUAGUCACCCAAAGUUACAAUACUCUGUUGGCUUUGUCAAAGGUUUAUUCAACCAGUGAUGCCAUUAUACUUUUUGAGAAUGACAGACUGCAUCAUACUUGUACUAACUCUCUAAAUAUAAAAGAUGUGACGUUUGAUGACAUAAAUAAUUUAAUUGCGCGACAGUUGCUCACAGUUUUGCAACCACUGAAAGAUGUACAGACCGGUGAUUUACUUUGUAAUUUGUGUGACGAUCCGUUGUUUAAAUUGCUGCAAAUAAAACUAGCGCCGUUGUCAAAACUCGAAAACGCUUCUAAUUGGCGGUCGCUUUUGACGUCAAUUUCACGACAGUCGCGCUACGAUUUUCAACAAAAAACUCAAGCUAAUGUUACCUUAAAACUUAAGGGGGUGUCCUCAGCUCUGGUGUGUCGUGGACUGUACAGUCCCGUGGAAACCGACUUUAAACCCUUCAAGGACUCCAGUGUUGCCAAAACUGUACAUAUUUACCACCAGAGAAGGAAAAUUUUUAACUUAGACAACUGUCUGUCCGUCGUUUCUAAUAGCAACAACGCUUUUGUCUCGUUAUACACGAUAUUACAAGACGCCUGGAAUCUCUACAAAUAUGGCGCCUACAUGCACCAUUAUAAGAAAUUCGGGGUCGAUGAAGCUCAUUUUAAAUCUAGUUUCGAAAUUGUUGAAAAUGUUUUACAAAACUAUAAACACUUGUGAUUGAAUUUUACUAUUGUAACUUUAAUAAAUUUUUAUUGUUG
This is a messenger RNA of Zophobas morio, 1328 nucleotides long. RefSeq names its product tubulin delta chain-like. NCBI's taxonomy places the organism in Eukaryota, Metazoa, Arthropoda, Insecta, Coleoptera, Tenebrionidae. Gene Ontology annotation, molecular function: structural constituent of cytoskeleton; GTP binding. The transcript has a single exon. Bases 91 to 1287 code for a protein of 398 amino acids. Gene Ontology annotation, biological process: mitotic cell cycle; microtubule cytoskeleton organization. Gene Ontology annotation, cellular component: cytoplasm; microtubule. The record is from RefSeq and is a predicted model, not a curated record.